Messenger RNA from Trifolium pratense (red clover), 1006 nucleotides. RefSeq names its product 40S ribosomal protein S3-1. The coding region runs from base 130 to 846 and encodes 238 amino acids. Lineage: Eukaryota; Viridiplantae; Streptophyta; Magnoliopsida; Fabales; Fabaceae. The transcript is spliced from 6 exons. The record is from RefSeq and is a predicted model, not a curated record. Gene Ontology annotation, biological process: translation. Gene Ontology annotation, molecular function: RNA binding; structural constituent of ribosome. Gene Ontology annotation, cellular component: nucleus; cytosolic small ribosomal subunit.
GCCCAGUCCUAAUAUAAAUUGAAUCAUUAUCAUCGUUGCACACUCUCUGGUCUCUACUCCAAAACUAGGGUUAGUUGUUUUCAGAUCUCGCGCCAUCAUCUUCCUCAACCCCCUUCCGAUUCUGCAAAUAUGGCGACUCAAAUGAGCAAGAAGAGAAAGUUCGUUGCCGAUGGAGUUUUCUUCGCUGAAUUGAAUGAAGUUUUGACCCGUGAACUUGCUGAAGAUGGUUACUCUGGUGUCGAAGUUAGGGUUACACCUAUGCGCACUGAGAUUAUCAUCAGAGCUACUCGUACCCAAGCUGUUCUUGGGGAAAAGGGAAGGAGAAUUAGAGAACUUACCUCAGUGGUUCAGAAGAGGUUUAAGUUUCCUGAAAACAGUGUUGAACUUUAUGCUGAAAAGGUUAACAAUAGAGGUCUUUGUGCUAUUGCUCAAGCUGAAUCUCUUCGUUACAAGCUCCUCGGCGGUCUUGCUGUGCGCAGGGCUUGCUAUGGUGUUUUGAGAUUCGUUAUGGAAAGUGGGGCCAAAGGAUGUGAGGUCAUUGUCAGUGGAAAAUUGAGGGCCCAAAGAGCUAAAUCCAUGAAGUUCAAGGAUGGAUACAUGAUUUCUUCUGGGCAACCAGUCAAAGAUUACAUCGACUCUGCUGUUAGACAUGUUCUCCUCAGACAGGGUGUUCUUGGUAUCAAAGUGAAGAUCAUGCUUGAUUGGGAUCCUAAAGGGAAACAGGGUCCUAAAACUCCCCUCCCUGAUAUUGUCACUAUCCACACUCCAAAGGAAGAGGAGGAUUACAGCACGACUGCUGCUGCUAUUUUGCCCACUACUGAUCUUGAGGGUCCCAUUGUUGCUUAAAGAUGUUGUGAUUUUUCUUGAGUUUUUCCCCGUAGCUGAACUUUCGUGCAAUAUUUAUUUUCAAACACUUCGUUCAAAAUUUUGUAGUUUCUUGACUCGUUAUGGAAGUUGCUAUACUCAAUUACAAGCGUUUAAGCAUUAAUUAUUAUUAUUUUUCUUA